UGGAAUUCCGAAGAUCAAUCACAUUCCACCGGUCUGAACGAACGACGACGCUCAAGUAUUUGUAAACUCUUCGAAUGCGUUAUUCGACUUCGAUCCCAUUCACCGUAAAUGCGCAAGUUGAUUUGUUUACAUAUUAAUUAGGUACUCCCGGAGAAGAGGAAAAUACUCCUCCUCUGUCGAGAGAUCACCGAUCACACAGUUUAGUGACUUGUGUUUACGUUUCUAAAAAGAAAAGACCCCACUCUUCAUCAAAGAUAUGAAUUUCUGAGUAUUUCAACUCGAGAAACGAUCAGCAGUGUUGACCUUGACGUCGUAGUUGCCGUAGAAUACAAGUACCCACAUUCAAAACACUGAUCUCGUCAGACUUGCUGGGGACAACAAGUGGAUUCAUUCAUAUCAACGAGCGCUCGCUCAAGUGUCGAACAGCUUAUCGACUUCCGCUAGAUCGGGUGAACCUCUACUUAUAGUUGAAACUUUGCAGAUUAUCAUCAAGACUCGUGUGCCGGAGACAUGUUGGAAGGUAGAAAGAUUCUAGCGAUAUGGCUAGGCGCUGCCGUCGGGUUGAUCUGCUUGGCCCAGUUCGCAUACUCGUGUAACGAAAUGGUCUGCGCCAGUAUCGUGUCCAAGUGUAUGCUGACGCAGAGCUGCAAGUGCGACAUGAAGAACUGCUCCUGCUGUAAGGAGUGCUCGGAGUGUCUGAGCUAUCUGUACACGGAGUGCUGCAGUUGUCUGGAGAUGUGUCCGAAGCCGAACGAAACGACCAACGAGCUCAGUAAGCAAUCGCAUGUGGAAGAGCUGGAGGGUUUCCAGAAUCUGUUCAAUGUGCUAACCUCGGAGGAAGACCCCGAGGAGCGUUGGAGGAUCUACACGUUCCCGAUCGAUCUGGACGCGGCGCUGUACGGGACGAAUGGGGAAUCCGGCAUGAAGUAUUUGAUGCACUCCAGUGACAACGACCUGAAGCCACGCUUCGAAGACUCGUCCAAGGUGACGGUCAACUGUACCGUCGCCUACAUGGCCCAGUGCAUGUCUUGGAACAAGUGCAAGGAAAGUUGCCUCACCAUGGGAGCGUCCAGCUAUCGGUGGUUUCACGAUGGAUGCUGCGAGUGCGUUGGUCAAACGUGCAUCAACUACGGCAUCAACGAUUCACGCUGCCGGGAGUGCCCGGAGAACAAGGACCUGCUGGAUCUGGAAGAGGGACCCAACGAGGACGAGCUGGACUACGGCGAUGGGGUCGGACCAUUAGACAAUGGAGGCGUCGAGUCGACCAAUAUCUGAAUGAUGGGGGCUGCGUGGCUGGUGGUAGCGAUGGCAGCAGUGACGGCGGUACCUGGUUGGAUCUAGACGGAAGAGGGGCUUGUGGAUGAAUAGCAGUUUUUUUUCAAUCGAAUUUUGAACAGUCUGGUAUAAUGUGCCUUAUUAGAUGUGUGGCCGUUUUGAGACAGGACUCCAAACGGCUUAGGAUUAGUUAAUCUCUGUGUAUUAACCGGAAACGAAGUAUUUGCUGAGUGUACUUGAGGGACGAGUUCUACGUAUUUAACUUAACGGGUGAUGAAGGAGCGGUGAGGACGACAAUGACGGAGAAAUGAAGUAUUGCAACUAAUACUUAAACAUUUAUUAUUUUUGUAAAAUAAAUCUAUACCCGAACAAUGAUUUUAAAAUCGUC
Ochlerotatus camptorhynchus is the source of this 1663-nucleotide messenger RNA. RefSeq names its product crossveinless (gene cv). NCBI's taxonomy places the organism in Eukaryota, Metazoa, Arthropoda, Insecta, Diptera, Culicidae. Bases 511 to 1275 code for a protein of 254 amino acids. Gene Ontology annotation, biological process: regulation of BMP signaling pathway. The record is from RefSeq and is a predicted model, not a curated record. The transcript is spliced from 3 exons.